Betta splendens (Siamese fighting fish) is the source of this 2023-nucleotide messenger RNA. RefSeq names its product protein NLRC3-like. The coding region runs from base 327 to 1892 and encodes 521 amino acids. NCBI's taxonomy places the organism in Eukaryota, Metazoa, Chordata, Actinopteri, Anabantiformes, Osphronemidae. The transcript is spliced from 3 exons. The record is from RefSeq and is a predicted model, not a curated record.
AGGUUUCAUCAGAGACAAGAAUCUGCUGAACUUGGACGUGAACCUAAACCUGAACCCAGCUGCAUGUCCUUCCAGAGCAAUAGGUCAAAGGACAUUAUUGGUAAUUUUAAAGACCAACAUGCAUUAGAGUCAAAGUGCUGGAGGAAAACAUUGUCACGUUUGUGAAGAAGGAGGUGAAAAAGAUCCAGAAGGGUCUGAGUCCAGAUUACCCAAAAUGCUUAGGGAGUCAGAGGGAGGAUGAGGAGGAGUUGGAUUGUGAGGACGAAGAGCAGAGGAGGAGCAGCAGAGACGCGUUUCUGAAGAUCACAGUGAACUUCCUCAGGAGGAUGAAGCAGGAGGAGCUGGCUGACCGCCUGCAGAGCAGAUCUUCUGCUACACUUUGUCAGGAUCAACUUAAAUCUCGCCUGAAGCAGAAGUUCCAGUGUGUCUUUGAAGGCAUCGCUAAAGCAGGAAAGCCAACCCUUCUGAACCAGAUCUACACAGAGCUCUACAUCACAGAGGGAGGGACUGGAGAGGUCAACGAUGAACAUGAGGUCAGACAGAUUGAAACCGCCUCCAGGAAACCAGACAGAGCAGAAACAAGCAUCAGACCAGAAGACGUCUUUAAAGGCUCAGCUGGAAGAGAUGGAGCCAUCAGAACAGUGAUGACAAAGGGAGUGGCUGGCAUUGGGAAAACAGUCCUAACACAGAAGUUCACUCUGGACUGGGCUGAAGGCAAAACUAACCAGGACAUACACUUCACAUUUCUAUUCACCUUCAGAGAGCUGAAUGUGCUGAAAGAGCAAAAGUUCAGCUUGGUGGAACUUGUUCAUCACUUCUUCUGUGAAACCAAAGCAGCAGGAAUCUUCAUUUUUAAACACUUUAAGGUUGUUUUCAUCUUGGACGGUCUGGAUGAGUGUCGACUUCCUCUGGACUUUAACAAGACUAAAACCCUGACUGAUGUCACAGAGUCCACCUCAGUGGAUGUGCUGCUGACAAACCUGAUCAGGGGGAACCUGCUUCCCUCUGCUCACCUCUGGAUCACCACACGACCUGCAGCAGCCAAUCAGAUCCCUCCUGGCUGUGUUGCCAUGGUGACGGAGGUCAGAGGGUUCACUGACCCACAGAAGGACGAGUACUUCAGAAAGAGGUUCAGAGAUGAGCAGCAGGCCACAACAAUCAUCUCCCACAUCAAGACGUCACGAAGCCUCAACAUCAUGUGCCACAUCCCAGUCUUCUGCUGGAUCACUGCUACGGUUCUGGAGGAGCUGCUGAAAACCAGAGAGGGAGGAGAGCUGCCCAAGACCCUGACGGAGAUGUACAUCCACUUCCUGGUGGUUCAAACCAAAGUGAAGAACAUCAAGUAUGAUGGAGGAGCUGAGACAGAUCCACUCUGGAGUCCAGAGAGCAGGAAGAUGAUUGCGUCUCUGGGAAAACUGGCUUUUGAGCAGCUGCAGAAAGGAAACCUGAUCUUCUAUGAGUCAGACCUGACAGAGUGUGGCAUCGAUGUCAGAGCAGUCUCAGUUUAUUCAGGGGUGUUCACACAGGUCUUUAAAGAGGAAAAAGGGCUGUAUCAGGACAAGGUGUUCUGCUUCGUCCAUCUGAGUGUUCAGGAGUUUCUGGCUGCUCUUCAUGUCCAUCUGACCUUUAUCAAGUCUGGAGUCAGUCUUCUGUCAGAACAACAAUCAUCACUACAAUUAUCUGUGAUUAAAAAUAUGAUGAUGCAACCUUUCAUGAUGAAACAUGAAUAUACACAGUUCUACCACGUUGCUGUGGACAAGGCUUUAGAGAGUCCAAAUGGACACCUGGACCUGGUCCUCCGCUUCCUCCUGGGAUUUUCUCUUGAGAAAAAUCAGACAAAAUCACAGAGUUUCCUUCUGCAGAGAAAAGCAUUAACCUCUUCCACUGUCUGAAUGAACUGAAUGAUUGUUCUCUAGUAAAGGAGAUCCAAGACUAUCUGAAAUCAGGAAGUCUCUCCACAGAUAAACUGUCUCCUGCCCAGUGGUCAGCUCUGGUUUUCAUCUUAUUGUCUUCAGCAAAUGAU